This is a messenger RNA of Pseudomyrmex gracilis, 2491 nucleotides long. RefSeq names its product nucleolin-like. The transcript is spliced from 5 exons. The coding region runs from base 174 to 857 and encodes 227 amino acids. Lineage: Eukaryota; Metazoa; Arthropoda; Insecta; Hymenoptera; Formicidae. The record is from RefSeq and is a predicted model, not a curated record.
GUGCCAGGCCGGCUUUCGAGAAGAACGCGUUUGCCGGUAGAUUCGUAAGUCGCCAUAUUGUUUGGCUAUAUUCGCGAUUCGCGUAUUCGCGCACGCCGUCUUUUUCGCCGUUUUCGCUUGUGUCUCGCGUUUCCGCGAGCAAUCGCACCGCAAACAUUUCACGCAAAGGCAAUAUGAAGAAGAUCAAGGACGUUUCCGACGACGACGAGUUCGAAGUGGACGACCCGGACGAUCCGGAGGAAGGACCCUCCGAAGAGGAGUGGACUCCGGAGGCCGACAACGAGAGUGCUAAAGUAAGACCACAAAGAGGAGCAACAAAAAAGCGACAUCAUUCUGAAGAAGAGGAAGAGGAGGAAGAUGAGGAGGAGGAAGAGGAAGAUGACGAAGAAGAAGAAGAAUCUGAUUCUGAUUCAGGAAGAAAACCAAAAAGAAAAAGAUCUACUAAAAAAGAAGAAGAUGAUGAUGAUGAAGAUUCGGAAGAAAACAGUGAACAGGAUGGUGAACAUCCAAAGAAUUUCCAGUCUGGUUCAUUUGUUAUUUCAAAAGAAGAUCUUGAAGUAGCUAAGAAGAAUAAAAAUAAGAACAUAUCUGAGGUAGACAAAUAUCCAAAUUUGUGGAGGAUAGAUGGAAAAGCACUACUCCAAAAGUAUUUGCCUUUCCAGGAUAAAUCUGGGAAAAUAUUGUACAAAAGUACAACGACAUACUCUGGGUGGCAAAUUAGUAACAAACACAAAUAUGUAUCACUCAACGUAUCCUUAAAAUCAGAAAAUAGACAAGAAGCAAUUGCUGAACUAACAGCACCGUUCGAUCCUGCAAAAUUUUUAGAGGAAGCAAAAAGUGAUAAAGAAGAAGAUUAAAGUAAAUUAAAUCAAGAUUGGGCUUAUUUGUUUCUAUGAGUUCGAAGGAAGAUAUAUUAAGAAGAAGAACAUCUAUACACAAUUGACGGAGCAUGUACCAUUUAUAUGUACGUAUACAUACAUACACAACACACGCACACAGACAUGAUGCGCAGUUUCAGAAUUUUUGUAUCGAGGUCAUAUUUAAACUAUAAGAUUGGAUGGACCAUAUGGCUCUGAGUUUAUUACUGGGAGUAGCUAUUAACUGAUAUCUCUGAUCAAAUAUGAGUACAAUUACCGAAAAAGCUACUCGCAAAUAUGUGUUACAUUUAAUGGAGUUUGUUACGAGCAACAUACUCUAUGAUUUAAAAAAUGUUUUACAUCUUUGUGACAGAAAUUCAAUGUUACCUAGUGUAAUGUAUGCAUGUUGAUGUUCGUUUGUGUUAUAAGGCCAUUAUUAUAGUCUACUCAUAAUUUAAAAUGUUUUACAUACAUUGGCCUUGCAAUCUAUAUAGCCAUUGAGCGCGCCCUUAGUAGAAAUAAUUAAAGUUAUUGCUUCAUCUCUUAUAUUAUAGCGAAAAAUAAUGAAAAAGAUAUUUAAUAUGAGCAAAAAUAUAAAAUGAAUGCUCAGAAUUAUCAGAAAACACACUUGGAACACUUGGAAUUUCCAAGAAAUUUUAUCGCAAGACUCAGAAAAGUUCUAUAAAAGUUAUCUUUUCAAGUAUUUUGCUUUUAUUUUAGGAUUAAUCGAGUUCAGCUACGUCUUGUGUUUACUAAUGUCAAAAACUUAAAACUCAAGCGAUUUUCAAUGUUUUUGUUAUCAUCAUUUUUGUCGUAUACAGAAAACAUACACAAUAGUGAAUAAUCUAUUAUUUUUUAAUUUUUUCUAAAACAAACAUUUUAUUUUGAGCUUCAAACGAAAGUGAAAACGAUUAAGAAACUACUACAAUGUUUUGUUUUCUAAGAUUAGGUUAUUAAUUAUGCGUAUCUUUGACUUGGUUGGAGCUAGAACCAAAAAAUACUGAUUACAAUCUAAGCGAUAAAAAUUAAAAGUUUUAUAGACAGAUUUAAUGUAGUUCGAACUGCUACGGGCGAAGCUGGGCCACUCUUCUUGUGUGUACACUUACUAAUCAUAUAAGAUGUAAGAAAACCUAGAAAAUACUUCCAGUAAUUGAAGAUUGUCUAUUCCCCGAGCAGCUGUACUGAUUUACAACGUCAGAAAUAACAAGUUUCUGAUGUCAUCCUAAGACCUAACCAAUAUGACUGCUCGAGGAAUAGUUGAUCUACAAACAACUUGCAUUUGUAAAUCUUUUACAAUUAAAAUAAAUUGGUUAUAUUAGAAAAAUGGAAUAAUUUGAUUAUCAAUUGAUCGGAUUUUGGUUAUAUUAUUAAAAUUUAAUUGAACUGACAUUUUGUGCGAUACAUAAAACUUUUAUUUUACAUAUCGAUUUUCAUAAAUUUAAUAUAUAUCAUUAAAAUUAUAUUUUUUACUUGAAUAAUAUUUUUACUGGAUUUAGAUAUGUUCGUAUGAUAAGUGGAUUUAUUUCAACUCAAAUAUAUUGUACGCAGCGUGUUUAGCGCAGUAUUUUGGUGAUAAAUUCGGUAUACAACAUGUAAGUCAUAAGUAACACACACACACAUGGGAAAAUAUGGAA